This is a messenger RNA of Lymnaea stagnalis (great pond snail), 9830 nucleotides long. Lineage: Eukaryota; Metazoa; Mollusca; Gastropoda; Lymnaeidae. The record is from the annotation of a GenBank genome assembly.
GUUACUGUGGUCACUUUGCAAUGAAUGCUUAACAACACAGCUAACAUAACAUGGAGUUUAAUCUAGAUUAAUCAAUUUAGACUUCAGACAUAUUUAAUAUUGUAAUAUUGUCAGCUGUUGAUCGAAAUGAUCGUGAUAUUGCUUGUUUAAAGAUUAAAUUUAAUUUAAUAUGCCUACUUAUAUUUAUACUUAGUUAAGUCUUGACUUCAGUUAAGUUACACUUUAUGAAUGACUAAUACUAAUACUAAUACUAAUACUAACACUACACGGCUUUAAGUCUGUCUUAAGACUUAAUUUAAAUACUUUUAAAACUUUUAUACUAGUACUAGUAAUAACUUAGAAGUAGACUAAGUAGUACUAGUAAAUAAUAAGUCAUACAACUUAAUAACUUAUGCUAAUUAUACGUAAAGUAAUAGUAAUAGUUAUAGUAAAAGUAAUGUCAUUCAUUAAUGUAAAUGAAUGAUAUAAUAUAAUUUUAUAUGAGGUAUGCCAAGGCUAUAAACAUCUUAAUGCUGUAUCUAACUUUAUAGUUAAGUUAAUAUAUUAUAUCAUAGUCCAUAUACAUAUAAAAAUAAUAUAUAACAUGACAUAUGCUAGAAUACCUCUAACUCUAAUACAAAAAAUAUCUACCAUGGAUGCUGCGACUACUCAGUUAUAUUAUUUAGCCUAAAUUUUAUGCCUAUACUAUAGUGCCUGAGGCUAUACUAUAAUAAUUUAUAGUAGACUGACAGACUCUCCAAGCAGUGAAAAAUUUAGGCACCACCCUCUCACACCCACAGUCAUGAUUAUAAAUAGAAGAUGAGAUCAUCAAAAGAAUUUCCAAAGCAAAUAUUGCAUGAGUGUCUGACUGCAAGCAAAGGGUCUCUGUCUUGUCACUAAGCUGAAGGCAUAUAGGGAAAUCAUAUUAGAAACUCCUACUAUGUGCCAGUGAGACGUGGAAAUUCUACCGCAGACAUGCUAGACAAUAAAACCAUCUCCACCUUUCCUAUUUACAGAAACUUUUUGGUAUAAGGUCCAGAAGUCCUGCAAAAGGCUGGCUGUAUCUGCAUCAUAUGUUCUUACAAAAGUCUAAAAGGACAAGCCGGAUGGGCAAGGUAUAUUUUGAGGAUGUCUAACAACAGACCGCCUCAACAACUAAUGUACUGUGAACUUUGCAGAGAGAAAAGUUCAGCUAGUGGGCAGAAAAAAUACUUAAAAUUUUGUCUAAAAGAUUCCCUCAAAUGCAUGGAGAGAGGCCCAAAUUCAUGGGAAACUCUUGUUAGGGAUUGCCCAAGCUGGUGAGGAAGACUCACUGUGGAGCACAAUAUUCAGAGUAUAAAUGCACUGCUUCACCCAAAGAAAGCACACAGCAAGGAAAAGCAGAAUCACCUCCAGUCCUUCAACUUCAAGGACUCCAAAACAUGCGUGUCUUACAUGUGGGAAAACUUUCCAGGCACAACUUGGACUGGCAAGCCACCUGCGUACUCACUGUCAAAUAUAACUUAGUCAUCUUUGCUUGAAGGAUGAAAACACAACUAUUUUUAGUUGGCCUAUUUUAGUUCUUAAUGAAUUAAAAUAUUUUAAGUUAAAAUUUAACUUACUUCAAAUAGUUCUUAAUUAAGUAGCUUGUUCAACAAACAAGUGAUAAAAUAUUACUAAUUGGAUCAUCAUUAAAAAAAAAAAUGACGAACAGAUGUUUACACAUUUACAAGCAACAAAAACAUGCACUGAUCCCUAGUUUUCACAGAUACACUCAGUUUAAAAUUAUUUAUUUGGAUAUGAUAAUGUGAUUAAAGUAAAAUUAACAUUAUGAAUUGUACGUAAAUCUUUGAAUUUAAUAUGAAAUACUUAUUACAUAUUUGUAAAAAUAUUUGUUAUGGAUUAAUUUGAGCAAAAUAUUUAUUAUCUUUAGGUUCAUUAUUUUGUGCUACACUACCAAUACAAAAUAAUAGUUCAGUUCUUACAAGUUUAGUUUACUUCUAAAAUUACUCCCAUUCCCUCUGCCGCAUAUUCUCUUACACUCUCCUAAAAGCAAAAUAAUGCCCCCCCCCCCCAUAAAUAAACGAUGGGGCAUAAAAAUGGCUAUGGGAAUUAUUAAUUGACAAGCAACUGCAACAACAUCAGUAACUUCACUCUUAUCUCGUCAGUACAAUUGAAUUGAUUUUCUUUCAGUUACAGUUAUUUUUUCAUACAAUAACUGAGGCUUAAACAAAAUUACACUGUGCUGAGCACACGUGACUGGUAGAUUUUGCAGUUUUGUUAUCUCUUUAAGGUUAGAGUUACUCCAGACCCUGUUUCACCUCUCUAUGAGUGGAGAUAGAGAGCAGGAGAUGUUUGACCCAUUUAAAUUUAAGGAAUGAAAAACUUGCGUCCACUUGAUUACAGUUAUGGGAGGUGACUCUGCUUCUGGCAGACAUCGUUAGACUAAUGGUCAGUCUAAACUAAAUGCAGGCAACUAAAAAAAUGAUGUAUUCUAUUUUCCAUGUGUGGCUUCAAGGCUAAAUCUUUGGUGAGGAGCAGUUAAUAGAUGAGAACCUAUAAGAUUUGAUCUGGUCAAAGAAGGGAAUGAUGUUGAACAGCUUGCAGUACACUACCUAAUUGCAGUCCUUUAAAUCCUACUGGAGGAAAAUGGUGAAGAAGAUGGCAAAGAUCGUGGUUGCAAUACUGCAGCCUUAUUGUUCUCUGUUACUGAUUUGACAUUCUCUCAUUAUCAAGGAUAUUGUAAUCUAUAUGUGGCUAAUCCAAUUGUCGCUGACCAACUAACAUGCCUCAGUUUGAUAAAAUCCUUAUAGAGAGGCUUCUUCUGUUCAUGAGACUUUACUUCUGGACUUGUUUCAAAUUAUAAAUGUAAUGAAUAAGAAAAGAAGGGGUAAAAUUAUUUUCUUUAGGGUGUUUCCAUUGGAAAAAAACUUGUAAACCACUACUCUAGACUCUGUAUUAUAGUCCACAAAUUUUAUGGUUGGACAACAUUUUUAACAUUCAUAAGCCUAAAUUUUAUCUUGUAAUUUUAUUGAUUCUUGCUUUAAAAAAAACAAAAAAACAAGCAAACUUAUUCAACUUUAAAUGCUUUUUAUGUUCUCUUAUAUUAACAAGUUUUUAUUAUUUAUUUCAGAAGUAAUCCAUAAAAGUUUUUUUUUUAAUGCUGAAAACACACUGAAAACAAUAAAUGUCUCGGUCGUACUUACAGUUGUGUUUGAGGCAAACAAAACAUUUGAUCACACAGUGUCAGAGAGAAACAUUACCUAUGUCCAUGCAGUUAAAUUGUAGAAAUUAUUUCAAGGCAAACAGUGCAUUGAUCAAACCCUUUUUAAAAAAUAACAUCAUCACUACAACAUUUCGUUGGUGUCCAAAACAGAAUUUUCAUACAAGUAGCAGACACCUUAUUCAUCCUUUGAUAUGGGUCAUUAUAAAACCUUUGGCAAAGUUUGGAGCUGCUAUUACUGGAAGGCAAGUUAAAUAAUCAUAAGUUAUCAGUGAUUAUAUAGAAAAAGGGUUUAUAUUAAAAUUUUGAUAUUUGAAGUCUUAGAUUUUCUUAGGCUAAAACUUUCCCCUUAAAAUAAUAUUGUUGAUCCUAUGUGAUAACUUAUUCUGGUUCAAUUUGAGCUAAAACUAAAAAAACUCAUUUGUAAAUUAAUAUAAAAUUUAAUAAAUGUGCCAUAGUUAGAACAAUGGAUGUUCAGUUAAAAUGUAUAUUUUAUGCAUAGCAGUUACUGAAAAAGAAGAGAGAUGGUAAUAUAAUGUGAUGUACAUUAUUAAUAUACUUAUUGUUUCACAAAAUUAUAAAAACUAGACAUUCAUUUGAGACUAACUUGUUUGUUGUAUGUAUAAUUAGAACUAUAAGGGUCUGGUUCAAGCGUUUGGCUCCAGAGGAAAGAAGGAAAGUUUGGUUAAAGCUAAGGCAGUUUUGGUAUAUACCUGCUGGCUGCAGUGUGGCUUUGGCAGGGACCUGCAGUUACUACUACUACAGUCAUUUAGAGGAGACACCAAUAACAGGGAGAUGGAGAUUUAUUGUUUUCACACAUGAACAAAUCAUCAAAAUAGCAGAAGCUGAAGCUGAAAUGGUAGGACAUUAAAAGCCAAUUCUGGAUAAGGCUACCAACAUAUUUUAUAUCUUUAUCUUGAAGUUGAAGGCUUCUUAAAACAACAGUUGUGUAACAUUUUAUAUCAAAAACUUACUAAACACUUCAUUGAAAACUAAAUAUUUUUUUUUUACAGCUCAUAGAAAAGUUUUCAGGUAAUUUUUAUAACCCAACUGAUCUGCCUUAUCAGCGUGUUGCACAGGUGGCACUGAAAUUACUCUCAGCUAAUCCAGAAUUAAAACAAAUGCCAUUUGACAGUUGGAAAAUAUUUGUGGUGAAAGAUCCCCUUGUCAAUGCUUGUGUUUUACCAGUGAGUAGCAGUUUCUUUAAACACUUUUUUAGAUAAUUUAAAUAAUGAUAAAACAUAUAUUAAAGUUUUUAUGGCGAAUUUACAAAAUGUCCUAUUUGCCAGCUGUGGCUUAGCUAGGGUAAGUGCCACCCAGGGUGGGGCCAAGCUUUUUGCCGUCUCCCUCCACUAAAAAAACUCUUCAGUUUGCUGACUCUAAACAUAAAUUUUAAAAAGUGCCACCAGGGACAGACGACACUCUUCACAACCUUCUUCCUAUACAACUGCUUGCAAGCUUCUUUUUGUGAGUGGAAAUUAUAUUGGGAACCUAUGGAAAAAAGCCAAAUCAAGGCUUCAAUUUUAAGGGUUGAUUUUAGACUCUUAAAUGAAUUUUUGACCUGAUAAUCCAAUGUGAUUAAUAAUAUAGUCCACUUCUGCAUCAAAAGAAAUAAUUAUAUUGUAAAAAAAUAAAAUAUUUAAAAUUUCACUCAAAUUGAAAACUGACCAUUUAAGUUAAUUUUGUUUUUGUGUGGUCGCAAAACACGUUUCAAAAUUAUUAGCAAUAAAAAUAAAUAAUGAUCAAUUUAUAAUGUAAACGUGUUGGAAAAUUUAAUUCAUCUUGACUUUUUAACGUCAUAGGAUUUUCUUAAUCAAAAUUGUGUGCAACUGUGAUGACAAUUUAUAACAUUUAAAAUUUUACCCAAAACUUUCUUCUAAUUAUUUUUUUCAGAAUGGUAACAUCUUUGUGUUUGAUGGUAUUCUUAACAUGGCUAACACACAAGAUCAGCUUGCUGUUAUUUUAGGACAUGAGAUGGCCCACUCUGUGCUAGGCCAUGGGGUAAGAUGCUCUGAAAUGGGUUUGAGAUGGCCCACUCUGUGCUAGGCCACGGAGUAAGAUGUUCUGAAAUGGGUUUGAGAUGGCCCACUCUGUGCUAGGCCACGGAGUAAGAUGCUCUGAAAUGGGUUUGAGAUGCCCCACUCUGUGCUAGGCCAUGGAGUAAGAUGUUCUGAAAUGGGUUUGAGAUGACCCACUCUGUGCUAGGCCACGGAGUAAGAUGUUCUGAAAUGGGUUUGAGAUGGCCCACUCUAUGCUAGGCCAUGGAGUAAGAUGCUCUAAAAUGGGUUCUAGGAAAAUUCACAGAAGUAAUAUGACUCAUACUACUUCAAUUCAAGGGGGAGCAAAAGUUGCUAUCUUUAUUUAUUGCUGCAUACAUAUUUAAUAAGGUUUAAAUAUUAAAUAAUAAAAAAAUCUAAAUAAAAAUUGAUUUCUAACAUAAAGUUGAUUCCAAUCUUUAAAUUAAAAAAACAGGUAGAGGAGCUGAGUUAUGGUAAUAUUGUGGAUGUUUUUGUUAUAAUUUGCCUGGCUGCCUUGUGGCUGAUUAUCCCAUUUGAUGGUGUUGCCAUUGUGACACAUUGGUUCUACAACAAGGUUGUCAAGGUAAGGCUGUCAAUCUCUAGCUUAAAUGUGUAAUUUCUUUCAGCUGUCAUUUAUCAAUAGCUGGAUUGUUGAUAUCAUUAUUCAGCAUAACACUGUAAAAAUCAUUGGUUAAUAAACACAUCCUUUUAAUGUAGCCGUGAAAAAGGUCAAGUUAAAAGCGUUGCUUGUCAGAGUUGAAACAUUGAAUGAAGGAUCUUUAAUCUUAAAUCAAAUAGUAAGAACAUGGUCAUCAUGUUUUCACAUUUCUAUUUUUGUGAUACAACAUCGUCAAUGAAAUUUUCUAAAGGCUUAUAAAUUCUCACAAUAAAAUCAAUUCUCCCUAAGUGUCCCUAAGUAAAUUUCUGUCUUGAAAAUCAUUGAUUUAGCCUCUUGUAAAUUUAGAGCUUUUGUUUCCACUAUUUGUUACAAGUAACUUUCAGACAAGCUGGAAACCUGUGUGUUGUCAUUUUUUCACCAGAAGUUCGAAGAAAAAGGGAAAUUAUAAAAUGUAAUCUUUCAGUUCAGUUCAUUUAAGGAAAUAACAUAGCCAUUAUUACACAUAAUUUUGUAAGAAUGUAAGAAAACCAGAUUUGCAAAAAGACUUAAUUUUACUUAGUAGCACAAUAAACUACACAUUUAAUUGUUAACAAUUUAUUGUCUUUUUAAAUAUUUUAAUUUUGUCUACUAAACUCAAAUUUUCAGUUGUUAACUCACAUGCCACACAGUAGACAGAUGGAGAGGGAAGCUGACAAAGUUGGGCUGAAAUUUGCCGCCAAGGUAGGUUAUGGACAAUUUAUUUGAGACAUAGUGCUUAUCUUCUCAAGCAACUCCUUAGGUGUUUAAAUCAAAUGUGUCUAAAAAGUAUUGAUGUUCUUUCAUCAGAUUAUACAUUUUCUUUAUAAUACUAAUAUUAAAAUUAUUAAAAGAUUUUAAUACUGGUAUUAAAAAAAAAGAAAUCUACAAAUUACGAGCUUAUUAUGUUAUUAUGGAGUAUGAAUCUCAUGUUCUUCUUCACUUGAUUAACGUGUUCUCCAUUCCCUCCUUCUUACGACCAAUCGUAGUGGACUUACUUUUCCUCUCUUCUGUCCCUUUUGCUUGUAUUAACUCUCUCACCUACUUAUGUUUUAUCACAUUUCUUUGCCAUCCUCUUUGAAACCACAUUACAGUUAAGUAUUUAUUUUUAUUUUGUUUUUACUGAUGUUUGUUUGCUGAAGGUGGCUUCUUGUGGACACUUUCGUUGUUUUGUUGCCACCUUUUUCAGGUUUUCACUUACUUUGUUUCACUUAUUUCCUGCUACUUAAGUUCAUUGCGGUCUCCCCCUUGAUACCAUGUUUCAUAGGAAUUUCUGUGGAUGGUUUCAUGACAAUGGUUUAUACUUUUAUUGACUAUUUACUUUAGGCAUGUUAUGACAUUAGAGAAGGAUCUGUUCUGUGGCAGAAAAUGUCCUAUCAUGAGAAGUUAAAUGCUGGGAAUCAAGAAGUCCUUCCAGAAUUUAUGUUAACCCAUCCAGAUAGUAUGAAGAGGGCCGAACACAUUGACUUUAUGUUACCUGAGGUAAGAUUCUCUUAGACCACUGUCAAUUUUUGGGAAGGUUAUAUGGAAUAAUGUCACAUGUAGUUAAUUACUUCGUAGGUCCAACCUGUAUGUUAUAGGCCUACACAAAACCAAUUUAAAUUUCUGAUGGAAAGUUAGGGAUCAUCCAUUAGUGUAUGUAUGCAUACCGGGUAUAUUCAUUUAUCAUAGUGAAUCAUAUAAAGUUAAAAACUUUUAGAUUUAUAAAAGAGUUUAUUUUGCUUUUUUUUCCUGAACAUUUUUCUUAGAGGGCUAAUUAAAUGUUCAGUUCUAAUUCAUUCAUUUUGAAAACUUUGAUUCAUGUGUUCAAAAAUUUACAAAAAUUAACAAUUUUGUGUACACAUUAGGCAGAGAAGUGGAGAAAUGGAAUGAAAUGUCCAAAGCUACCGACUGCUGACCCAAGGGAAGCUAUACAAAUUUUAUCAAAGGAAAUCGAUAACUACCUUCUAGCAACCAAGACUGGUCAGGACCUGCGCAGAGUGCCACAAAAGCCAUCCUUGGUGAUUGUCCGACCAUCGUAGUAUUUUAAAAUAAAUACAUCAAUAAAAAUUCAAUGGUUUUAUACACACUAAGACUUUUUUAUAAUGUUACUGUAAUGGGCAAUAUUUUAAAUGGUAUCUUCAGAGCUGUGCAGAUGUAUUUUUCAAUUAUAUUUCAAAAAUUUUAUAACAAUUUUUUAUAUCCAUUGUUAGUGUAUGAAACAGCAAAACUUUAUAAAUAAAUUUUAAUUUAAGUUUCUUGAUAUUUAAUUUGAUUUUUGGCUGGGUAUAGAGCUGGUUUUGACAAUAUAUAAUUAAGAGCGUGUAAACUAUGGGAAGAGGUUCAAAAUCUAUCAUCAAAAUAAUUCCAGAUGGUGCUCCAUAUAUCCAAUAAUGCUUAGUUGUAUUUUUUUCUUUUGUGUGCAUUAGGUGCAGACAAAAGGGUUUGGGGGUGGGGGGGGCAGCUUUUUUCAAUCUCUUUCUUCCUCAACAAGCAUAGCUGCCAUGAUGGGCUGGCGGUUUAAAAAAAAAAGUAUAUCUUGACAAUGCAGACAAAAAGUGAAUGUUAAAAUCUCUUAUGCACACUGUCUAUUAUGUUUUGCAAACUUCUCAACCAACACUGUUUGAUUGGUAAAUCUGGAAAGCCACUUAUUGAUAUUGGUGAAGCACUCCUCAGCAUUUAGUGUGUUGAAAAGCUGCACUGAUGAAUUUUACACGAAAUUUGAAUGAUUAGCCAAUGGUGUUCUGUUUAUUAACUGGUGUACUGUGUAAUAAAUAAGUGCUCACUGAUUGGGUAGGAGAAUGUUGAACUUAAGCAAUUCAGGUGAAAAUUGUUGCAGGUUUAGUAUCCAAGUGAAUCUUUACUCAGCUCGCCAGUACCAGCAUGACUCAUGACCAACUCCAGCAAGAAAAGAUUUCAACAUUUGAGCAGAAUAAAAUAUUUACUUAUUUAUUUCAUUAGUGUAAGUAUGUAAUUAAUUUAUUAUUGUUAAGUAUUUAUAUGAGUGUAUAGAAAAUUGUAUCUUGUAACUAUAGUCUUAAUUUUGCACUUAUGAAGUUCAAUUUUUUCAGUCAACUAGAUUUUCAAGUUAGAUAGAUAAUGCCUAAUUAAUAAUAAUGGCAUUUAAAUUAGGCCUUUUGUGGCUAGUGAAGUAACGUUUGAUCAGUUUUCCCAUCUUCAGAUUAACAUUUGAUCUGUGCUAUUUUCAUUACAAUUCUAAAGUUUAACUGUAUAAUAAUGAAAUUUACAUUUGAAAAUACUUUGUAGUGGAAAGUUAUGGAAGUAGUCAGAAAAGAAAUGACUUAUUGUACCUGUGAUAUUGCUGAGGAAUUAAAAUUGAAUGCUACGUUGUUUUAUUUCAUUAGAGAAAUGAAACGAUACACCAAAAAAUGUGGUCAAUAGUUUUUAUUUUAGUUUUUAAAAAAAAUUGUAUUUAAAUACAAGAAAAAAAAAUAAUUUAACAUUGCAUGAAUUUCUAACAAUUUUUCUUGAAUUUAUAGCAAGAUAUAUCUAAGUAUUGAUUUACUUGACAGAAAUGAACUGAUGCUUUAAUUCUGUGAUGCUAACAGAUUGGCCAGCUUUUUCAUCAUAGUCAAACCAUUCCUGAAAUAUUAAAUGCAGUAUUCAAUUUAUUUCUCCUCAAAAUGUUAUGGUAGUAUAUUGAGACAAUGGAUAAAUUUAGCUUCAGAGAGUACAAUUAAAUUAAAUUCAUUUACCUGUUAAAGAGCCCUUUAUUGAAAUUAUUUCAUGGCAAAUUUGGUUUGAUAAAAUGGUGAAUCUUGAAGUGUAACAACUAAGAUUAGGACCGUGACGACUAUCUUUACUAGACGCUUUGGUAGCUGCCCUACUGUAGGAUAUACAUUUUUAUUUGAUAUUGCCAAAUAAAGGAAUCUAUCUAUAUGACAUAACUAACAUAAUUAAAUGGUGUUUUAAAUUAAUGCAAUUACUGUAAAUGAUAAUAACCAUUUUAUAAUUAUAUAAUUAAAUGAAAGUAUUGAUUGUACAAGUCAUUGUUCCA